This is a messenger RNA of Rhinopithecus roxellana (golden snub-nosed monkey), 2436 nucleotides long. It is a transcript of the gene XRCC3, whose product is annotated as X-ray repair cross complementing 3. Bases 271 to 1311 code for a protein of 346 amino acids. Gene Ontology annotation, biological process: resolution of mitotic recombination intermediates; telomere maintenance via recombination; t-circle formation. The transcript has 8 exons. Gene Ontology annotation, cellular component: replication fork; Rad51C-XRCC3 complex. Gene Ontology annotation, molecular function: four-way junction DNA binding; ATP binding; ATP-dependent DNA damage sensor activity. The record is from RefSeq and is a predicted model, not a curated record. NCBI's taxonomy places the organism in Eukaryota, Metazoa, Chordata, Mammalia, Primates, Cercopithecidae.
CAGAGUCCCCAGGGAGACACUUAAAGGAAAUUAAACUGCAGAGUGCAAGAGAUGCCUCAGUCAAGUCAGCCAGAAACACGUGGGUCAUCCCCGAGCCCCCGAGAGUGACAGAGCCCAGAUGACACGGACACGGUGACUGCUGUCACUUCCCACAGGCCUGUGCUGUCACUCCCACAGGCUUUGAAUUGAAGGCAAGUGCUUCAGAAUUUGCAUCUAUUGUUCUGUCUUUCCUGGGAAGUUAUUCAUCCUGGUAGGCAGCCCACCGACAGAAUGGAUUUAGAUCUACUGGACCUGAAUCCCAGAAUUAUUGCUGCAAUUAAGAAAGCCAAACUGAAAUCAGUAAAGGAGGUUUUACACUUUUCUGGAUCGGACUUGAAGAGACUGACCAACCUCUCUAGCCCCGAGGUCUGGCAGUUGCUGAGAACGGCCUCCUUACACCUGCGGGGAAGCAGCAUCCUUACAGCACUGCACCUGCACCAGCAGAAGGAGCGGUUCCCGGCCCAGCACCAGCGCCUGAGCCUCGGCUGCCCGGUGCUGGACUCGCUUCUCCGUGGUGGCCUGCCCCUGGACGGUAUCACCGAGCUGGCCGGACGCAGCUCAGUGGGGAAGACCCAGCUGGCGCUGCAACUCUGCCUGGCUGUGCAGUUUCCACGGCAGCACGGAGGCCUGGAGGCUGGAGCCGUCUACAUCUGCACGGAAGAUGCCUUCCCACACAAGCGCCUGCAGCAGCUCAUGGCCCAGCAGCCGCGGCUGCGCACUGACGUUCCUGGAGAGCUGCUUCAGAAGCUCCGAUUUGGCAGCCAGAUCUUCAUCGAGCAUGUGGCUGAUGUGGACGCCUUGCUGGAAUGUGUGAAUAAGAAGGUCCCCGUUCUGCUGUCUCGGGGCAUGGCUCGCCUGGUGGUCAUCGACUCGGUGGCAGCCCCAUUCCGCUGUGAAUUUGACAGCCAGGCCUCCGCCCCCAGGGCCAGGCGUCUGCAGUCCCUGGGGGCCGCGCUGCGUGAGCUGAGCAGUGCCUUCCAGAGCCCUGUGCUGUGCAUCAACCAGGUGACAGAGGCCAUGGAGGAGCCAGGCGCAGCACACGGGCCGCUGGGGUUCUGGGAUGAGCGUGUUUCCCCAGCCCUUGGCAUAACCUGGGCUAACCAGCUCCUGGUGAGACUGCUGGCUGAGCGGCUCCGCGAGGAAGAGGCUGCCGUCGGCUGCCCAGCCCGGACCCUGCGGGUGCUCUUUGCCCCCCACCUGCCCCCCUCCUCCUGUUCCUACACGAUCAGUGCAGAAGGGGUGCGAGGGACACCUGGGACGCAGUCCCACUGACACGGUGGCAGCUACAGAACAGCCUUGCCUGAGAAGCCCCGACACACGGGGCUUGCGCCUUUAAAACGCUGUCUGCCUUGGCCGUGGCACAGCUGGGAGCCUGGUUCAGACAGAGCUCUUCCAGGGCAGCGGUUCCACUUUCUCAGCCAAAGGUGGUGGCCACAGUCCCCCACCUGAGCUGGGGGAGCUGUUCCACCUCUGCCUGGGUCUGGGGACAGGCCCGGCUUGCUGGGCACCUGGUCCCCACCGCUGAGCUGGUCCUUGGGGACAGGUGAUUCUCAGGGCUGGGGCCUGGGGGGGGUGUCCCUACAGUGACUCCCUGGGAGUCCCCUGCUUCUGCUGUCCACAUGGAAGCCCACCUGGGGUCGCGUCUGAGGCCUCAGACCCCCUCAGCCUUGGGGCCCUGCCCACGAAGGUCUCCCCUCCUACACACAGGGCUGUCUUUACUCCCCUAACCACUCAGGUCACAGCGGGGCUGCAGGCAAGCAGCUCCUCCUCACCCACCUCUGGGUCCUUGGGUCCUGGGGGUCCCACCCCGGCACACAUUGUGCCCCACAAAACUUCAGUGUGGUACAAGGUGUUUGAGAAAGCGUAUCCCACCGACCUCCAGCUUCUUCAGGUCCAGGAGAGCCUGGGGUUGGGGGGCUGCCUUGACUCUAGUAGUGUGGCCUGUGCCAGCACCACAGCCAGACAGAGGAGAGCGGGCAGCGUGGGGCUGGCAUGUGACAGGCUCGUCAGUCACCUGGGAACAUAGUUCUGGUGAAAGAGGAUCUGAGGUUGAGAGGAAGGAGGGUCCCAGCGUAUCCUCGCCCCAGGGGUCUGGGCGUCCAGCUCAGCCCUGGUGUGGCUGGGCGGCACUCUGGUAGGGAUAUGGCAGGACUCCUGGCAGGGCCACCUGCAGACCCAGUCCCACACUGACCAGGCCUUACAUCUGGCCAGAAAGAGCCUCUCGGGAACACAGCUGGCUGCAGAUGCUGAAAUAUCCACCCAGCGGUCAGAGUGGCGUGGCCUCCCCAUGGGCAGAGCGGUGACCCCCUUGAUUCCCACCCACCCAGUGCCUCCACGCGCUGCCUGGCACCGACCAGGCCUUUGACAAAUAAAUGUUAAAUGGAUGCAGUUCCAGGA